Molecule: messenger RNA, 2616 nt
Organism: Penicillium canescens
Lineage: Eukaryota; Fungi; Ascomycota; Eurotiomycetes; Eurotiales; Aspergillaceae
Product: UBA/TS-N domain protein
Exons: 3
Coding region: 1-2616 (871 amino acids)
Biological process (GO): clathrin coat disassembly; clathrin-dependent endocytosis
Cellular component (GO): intracellular membrane-bounded organelle; vesicle; cytoplasm
Molecular function (GO): clathrin binding
Source: RefSeq, a predicted model, not a curated record
AUGGAGGACCUCAACGGCUUGAGUUGGUCCUCCGACACAAGCAAGUCAAACAAACCUCCGCCCAUGAGCUCUGGAUACUUGUUUCCCAGUAUUCCGUCAAAUGGCGGCUCCGGCAGGUCUACGCCUUUAUCCGCCACGUCGAAUCGCUCUAGCUCGCCAUCAAAGCCCCCCGCAUCGACUGGCGAUAGCUUUGCCAAUCUGGUCUCAUUUGGCCCUUCUGCUGGGAAUAAGAACCUUUCUCUUAUGGAACAACAGAAGCGCAUGCAGGAGGAAAAGGCCAAGAAAGAGGCUGAAAAUCGCAGCCGUUUUGAAUCGCAAUACGGAGGACAGAACAAUCAAUUCUGGGACAACUUUGAGCAAGGACCUGCUUUCAAUGCUGCUGCGCCGGUAGACGCAUCCACUCAUUUCCCAGCCCCAAACUCCGCUAGAUCAUCGCCUCGAAUCGAUACGAAUAGCCGACAGACAACUUCCAAUGGGGAAAUCUCCAUGCAGGACAAUACAGGGGAACUGAGUGGUUUUGAUGAUGACGACCCAUUCGGUUUGAACCAAUUGAAGCCGAAGGCCGCCCCCGCUCCUGUCCCCGAACAAGGCGACGAUGACGAUUUCCUUGGGCUACUAGGGAAGCCGGUAUCAGAAAUCCCUCGUCAGCAAUCGCCUCUUGCGUCAGCCACGCCUUCAGACGGCGGACGCGACCAAGAUGUAUCCCCCAUGCCUUCUUGCGACGUCGAUCGAGCCAUUGCGGAGCUGGUUGACAUGGGAUUCCCUGCCGACAAGUCUCGCCAAGCUCUCAAAACCACCGAAUCUGGAACGGAUGUCCAGGCGGCCGUUGGGUGGCUUCUUACCCAGGCCCAUGCCGAAUCUCGGCAGAAGUCCGACGGACGGCCGAGCGGUCACCCUGCUGACCGUCCCGAAAGAAGCGACAGCCGUCAUCGCGAUACGCCUUCCUGGAUGAGGGAAGAGAGAACACAAUCUCCCCGUUCUCGCGAUGACAGAAGGAGCCCUGCAUCAGCGGACAAGGAUCCCGCGCAGAUGGCGUCGCAAUUUGGCAACAACUUGCUGAAGUCCGCAGGCUCGCUCUGGAAAACCGGUAGCAAGAAGUUCCAGCAAGCUGUGAAUGAAUUCAACACCGAUCAUGACCCCAGCCAGCCUCGCUGGAUGAGAGAAACAUCUUCACACGACGAAACUCCUCCCCAGCCUCAACGUCCAAGUCGUCGUGAGCAGCCAGCCCAGAUCCAAACGCAUCCGCAAGAUUUCACAAACGAAGCGCUUCUCCUUGAGUCUGGCGAUGGUCGGCCCCGCAAGCCUACUCGUCCCCGCGAAAGCUCCCAACCUGAUCCGAGGAGUCAGAUUCCACGCAAUCAGCCCUCUCCAAGUGCUGCUCAACCACGACAGCAACCCAAUUUCCUCCAGCGCCCAUCCCAACAAGGCUCCCAGGAUCCAAAAUCUCGACUCUCCCGGUUUGCCGCGGAAGAGCAGUCAGCGGAAGCAUAUGUUAGCCCUGCGAGACGCAGGCGCCCCCAAGCGUCACCGCAUCCUGAGCCCAGUGUCGACCUAUUUGAUUCUCCUGCACCUUCAGCCAGUCGUCCCAAGCCAUCUCCCCCAGCCCAGACCGCUACGCCUUCCGCACGUUCAACUCCCAUCCCUGUGCACCCCAAAGCCCCAGCACGGUCUAUCCCACCUGUAUCCCCACAGGCGCUUGAAUCAACACAUCGGCACCGUGGCAAGGCCGCAGAAUCAUAUAAGCGAGGUGAUUACGCAGAAGCCCACCAAAGCUUCUCUGCAGCUCUUGGUGCGCUUCCUGACAAGCAUCCUAUUACAAUUAUCAUUCGCAGUAACCGCGCAAUGACGGGUCUAAAGAUUGGAGAACCCAAGUCUGCGAUUGAAGAUGCAGACGUCAUCCUUACUUUCAUCGGACCAUCGAAGGGCGAAAAUGAAGCAAUUGAUCUAGGAAACGGCGAAGCGCCCAAGCCCAUGAAAGAUUUCUUCGGCAAGGCGUUAAUGCGCAAGGCUGAAGCACUCGAGCAACUAGAACGCUGGGGCGAUGCAGCACAGGCAUGGAAGCUGGCCGUGGAGUCUGGCCACGGCGGAAGCACAAGUAUCGCAGGCCGGAACCGGUGCGAGAAAGCCGCUGGCACCAGCAAACCCCAACACAAGCCGGCCGCUCCUGCCAGGAAGAAGCCUGUGCCGACGCCUAAGCAACCGUCUGCUUUAUCGGACCUCACGGCCACUUCGGCGUCUGGGAAGGACUUUGAAGCAGUUAGUCGGCUUCGACAAGCUAACCAGGCAGCUGAGCGCGCCGAUGAGGAGAAGUUCGCUCUUAUGGAGAGUGUCGAUACAAGACUGGCCACCUGGAGGAAUGGCAAGCAGGAUAACCUGCGCGCUCUCCUGGGCAGUCUGGACUCUGUGCUGUGGCCCGAAGCCGGAUGGAAGAAGGUUAGUUUGGCAGAGCUGGUUCUGCCAAACAAGGUUAAGAUUCAGUAUAUGAAGGGGAUUGGCAAGGUGCAUCCUGAUAAGAUCUCUACUACUGCCACCACUGAACAGCGCAUGAUUGCUGGAGCUGUGUUCGGAACUCUGAAUGAAGCUUGGGAUAAGUUCAGGGUUGAGAAUAAUCUAUGA